Messenger RNA from Amborella trichopoda, 2368 nucleotides. Its product is annotated as putative serine/threonine-protein kinase At1g54610. Gene Ontology annotation, molecular function: ATP binding; RNA polymerase II CTD heptapeptide repeat kinase activity. Gene Ontology annotation, biological process: positive regulation of transcription elongation by RNA polymerase II; protein phosphorylation. Gene Ontology annotation, cellular component: nucleus; cyclin-dependent protein kinase holoenzyme complex. NCBI's taxonomy places the organism in Eukaryota, Viridiplantae, Streptophyta, Magnoliopsida, Amborellales, Amborellaceae. The record is from RefSeq and is a predicted model, not a curated record.
UCAAAAGCGCAAGGAAACAAAGCGUUUUCAUCGGUAACAUGCUGUCUGCUACAGUGGAACCUCAUCCAACUUCCAACCAAACCCAACUUCUUUGAACCUGUGAUCGCAAUGAAAAUGAAACCCAAAUAAAAAGAGGAAAGGACUGGACCAAGAAAGAAUAAGAACUGAAAAUCGUGGCAAGCUUCUGAGAUCGUAAUGGUUCAAAAGUGAGAAGCCAUGGCCAGAGCUCUCGAAAGCAUAGGCUGUAACAGAGCUCCAAAGCCCUUCCUUAAAAAAUGCCGUAGAAAAUGUUCUAAGCCGGCAGAAGACGGCAGCUUGGCCUCUUCUGCCGCCGCAUCAACAAAUGGACCAACCACCACCCCUUCAUCUACUAUGCCUAAAAAACUCAGCCAUGUCUUCAUCUAUCUCUCUCUCUCCCUCUCUCUCUCUCUCUCUCACGUUCUGAAAUCCAAGAAUAAUCCAUGAAGCUCCUACUCCUUGGCAAUGGGUUGUGUUCAAGGCAAGCCCUUGUCUCCUAAAGAUGGUGAACGAGCAGGAGGAGGAGGAGGAGGAGGAGGAGGAGGCGGCUUGGGAAAACUAAAAUUGCAGAAUGGGUAUAUAGGUGCAGGCUACGUUCAUGGCCGACGGCCGCUGCUAGCGAAGAGAGAUUGUUUAGGGUUGCGUCAAAGAGCAGAGGCCGUAGAGGAGGGGAGAGCGGUAACAAGAGAAGGGGAACGUGGUGCCCUAAUGCAAGAACGGGGUGUCCUAACGCAACGGCUUAGCCCAAAGGUUGUACAUGGUAUCCUUGAUGAGGUUGCGGAUGGAUGGCCGCAAUGGCUCGUGGAGAAUGUGCCGAGAGAGGUUCUUGUCGGAUUGGUCCCGAAGAGUGCAGAGUCAUAUGAUAAGCUUGAUAAAAUAGGCCAGGGAACGUACAGCAACGUGUACAAGGCUCGUGAUCGAGUUACCAGAAAGAUUGUAGCACUGAAGAAAGUUCGUUUCGACACUUCGGAAUCAGAGAGUGUGCGAUUCAUGGCUCGUGAGAUCAUGAUACUACAAAAGCUUGAUCAUCCCAAUAUCAUCAAGCUCGAAGGGCUCGCCACUUCAAGAAUGCCAUACAGCCUCUACUUGGUCUUUGAUUUUAUGCAGUCUGAUCUUUCUAGAGUCAUCUCUCGGCCUGAUCAGAAACUCACAGAGCCACAAGUCAAGUGUUAUAUGCAGCAGCUUCUUUCUGGUUUGCAGCACUGCCAUGAAAGGGGUAUCUUGCACAGGGAUAUCAAGGGAUCAAACUUGCUAGUAGAUAAACACGGUGCUCUCAAGAUUGCAGACUUUGGGUUGGCAAAUUACUUUAAACCCAACCAAAAGGACCCCCUCACUAGCAGGGUUGUGACCCUCUGGUAUAGGGCUCCUGAAUUGCUUUUGGGGGCCACUGAUUAUGGUGUGGGGAUCGAUUUGUGGAGUGCAGGGUGUCUUUUGGCUGAGAUGUUCGUUGGGAGGCCUAUUAUGCCUGGGAGGAAUGAGGUGGAGCAGCUGCAUAAGAUAUUCAAGUUAUGUGGGUCACCGUCAGAUGAUUACUGGCGAAAGCUCAAGCUGUCAACAAGCUUCAGGCUUCAUCAGCCAUACAAAUCUAAUAUUAUAGAUGCAUUCAAAGACUUUCCUGCGUCGUCAUUGAGCCUCUUGACUAAGCUGCUGGCACUGGAUCCUACAGAACGUGGAACUGCAUCUACUGCACUCCAGAGUGAUUUCUUCAGUACAAGCCCAUUAGCAUGCGAUCUUUCAGGACUACCUAAUUUCUACAAAGAAGAAGAAAAUGAGCGGCUUCAAUUUAGUGCAAGAAAGAAGCACAGUAUUUCAAAAGCAAAGCGACAGUCUCGUAUGCAUCGUGAAAGUCGUGUGAAAAAGAUUCAAGUAACAAAUAAGAACACAACUGAUUCUGGUUCUUCAAGAGAGGACAAGGAGAAGAGUGCAGAGCCAAGUCUUAACCAUGAGACAGGGAGUAGCACAGGAAGCACUUCCUCUAUUGUGGUGCCCAGUACGCGUGAUAACACCCCACCAUCCCUAUCUCCAAUUGCUCUAUCUCAUCAUAAAAGACCCGUGAGUACAGAGGCCCAUCCACGGGCCUUUAGAAACAUAAAAAACAUGCCUCCUUCCUCUUCCACUGCUUUGGUCAUGAAUAAUGCUGCCACUGGCAUUGGUGGCAACAUGGUUAGGUCUGUGUCCACAUCCAACUUGAACACGACUGCAACUGGCAGCAACAUGUUUAAGUCUGCCUCUACAACCAACUUCCGUCCAUUGGAAGGCAAUAAACUUUAUUCCUUGAAUGAGAAAUGAGAAAUAGACUACUAAAGAAUUUGAGACUUUUGCAGAUGCACUAUAAAUUUAGUGUUUGUCA